AUGUCACUAAAGUUGAACCUUAUUGGCCCACCUCCCUGGGGCUUCAGACUGUCUGGAGGAAGGGACUUCAAAAAGGCAAUAACUGUUUCCAAGGUGGCCGCAGGCAGCAAGGCAGACCUGGCCAACCUGCAGGUGGGUGACAUCAUCGUGGAGAUCAAUGGAGAGAGUGCGGCAUCCAUGCUGAACAUGGAGGCCCAGAGGAAAAUCACGAACUCCAGGGCACAGCUGUUGCUGCUGGUGGAACGCUCCACAGGACUCACCAGUGGGUUGCACACACCUGAGCAGCUAGCCGAACACUUCCAGGCGCUGCAGGCUGGCCGGGAUGAAAAUCAGAAUUACAGAGAGGCUCCUUUCUGCAGUCCUGUCUGCCUGUCCCCUCGUCCCAUUUCACCAGACCUGCCUGUUAGCCUCAAGAAGAAGUCAGCUGCAUCCACUCCCACCAGCAGCAGCAGCAUCCAGCUGCGGGCCUGGUCGCCAGGGGAGACGAGUCCCAGCCACAGAAUACCCAGGACAUCAUCUGAGGAGUCCUCAUUCAUUGACCACAAGAGUCACCCCAUGUCCGGUAGGACCCCCUCACCCCACAGUCUCAUCGGCAGACAGCGCCCCCCAUCUCCCAGACUCAGCUUGGAGCAGGCCGCGCAGAAGAACCCCCGAAAUUCAGAGGUCUACAAAAUGAUCCGGGGUCGCAUGGAGUUCCGUGCAGCGCCCCGACAGUCCAACACCUUCCAUGCCCUGCAGGAGGCGCUAGAGGCUGAGGAGAAAGCUGUUGUUCCAGAGACUGCCGCAAGGUUCAGGUAUAGACCUCUGUCCAGUUCAUUUCAGUCCAGCUCCUCCAAGGCAAGGGACCAGGUCUUCCCCACCUGUGAGAGGUGUGGCACCCGGAUUCUACGGUACCGGCAUGCGGAGUGCUUUGUCUGCACGCACUGCGGCCUCAGCCUGCGGACGUGCAGUCACACCUGGGUGGGAGAGGACCUGCUGUGCGAGAGGCAUGCCCGAGAGAGGCGGCAGGGCCGGGCCGGCGCCCCCUACUGCUGA
This is a messenger RNA of Megalops cyprinoides (Indo-Pacific tarpon), 1035 nucleotides long. RefSeq names its product PDZ and LIM domain protein 2-like. The record is from RefSeq and is a predicted model, not a curated record. Gene Ontology annotation, molecular function: actin binding; muscle alpha-actinin binding. Lineage: Eukaryota; Metazoa; Chordata; Actinopteri; Elopiformes; Megalopidae. The coding region runs from base 1 to 1035 and encodes 344 amino acids. Gene Ontology annotation, cellular component: adherens junction; stress fiber; Z disc. The transcript is spliced from 9 exons. Gene Ontology annotation, biological process: muscle structure development; actin cytoskeleton organization; heart development.